AUGCCUACGAAGCGCCAGGCCACGAUUAGUGAUUUCUUUGGUGUACGUAAAAAACAAACAAAACACAAAAAAGAAGAAAACGAAGAUAAUUCUGCUGCUCUACUGAUUGACAGCAGCGACGGAGAAAAUCAAAACCCCACAACGCCGCCACCAACCAAUGCAGAGCAGGACAGAGCUAAGCAGCAGCUCCAGCAGCACCAGGUGCAGCAGGAGCAGCAGAAGGUGCAGCAGGAGCAGCAGACGGUGCAGCAGAAGGAGGAGGAGCAGCAGGAGCAGCAGCAGCAGGAGCCCCAACAAGCCGUCCCUACAGACGCAAUGGCUCCUGCGUGCAAAGCAGCAGCAGCACUAGCGGCAACGGCAGCAACAGCAGUAAAAGCAGCAGCAGCAGAAGCAGGAGCUGCAAUAACAGCAACAGCAGCAAAAGCUGCAUCAACCCAGUCACUACCAUCUGCAGCAGCUGCUGCAGCAGCGAGUGAGCCAAGUGGGGGAAGCGUAACCGCAGCAACAGGAGCAGCAACCGCGGCAGCAGCAACAGGAGCAGCACCAGAGCCAGCAGCAGCAGCAGCAGCAGGAAUGCAUGUUGAUGCAGCAGCAGCAGCAUCAUCAUCAUCAACAUGCAUUCCUGCUGCCCCUUCUACUGCAAGUGCGGUGUCUCCAACGGGGGUUUUUGUCUCGGCUGAGGCUGCAGAGAAGAUGUGGAGACAGACUCUUGGAGACAGCUGGUAA
Molecule: messenger RNA, 726 nt
Organism: Eimeria acervulina
Lineage: Eukaryota; Apicomplexa; Conoidasida; Eucoccidiorida; Eimeriidae
Exons: 1
Coding region: 1-726 (241 amino acids)
Source: RefSeq, a predicted model, not a curated record